Molecule: messenger RNA, 1100 nt
Organism: Durio zibethinus
Lineage: Eukaryota; Viridiplantae; Streptophyta; Magnoliopsida; Malvales; Malvaceae
Source: RefSeq, a predicted model, not a curated record
CUGUCGGGUUUCAAGCCGGAAGUGGAAGACUGAGAUUGGGUUUCCAGCUUCCAGGUCGGCGUGGGAAGCGUCAUUUUAAAGAAGAAAACUGCAGGGCUUUGCUUUGUUUUCGGCUUUUACGGUCGUGCCAGUAAUGUUUAUGCAUUUUCAAGGCCCAGCCAUAGUUUGGCAGCCCAAAACAAAAGCCCCGCAGUUUUCUCCUUAAAAUGUUGCUUCACGAAGACCUUUGGACUAGAAACCAAACAGUAACUGAGAAUCUGAGAAAGGAAAAAUGAGAGCGAAAUCGAUCAUCCGGCCCUUUCUUCUUCGUCACUCUUUCAAUUUCCGGUCGAUUUCUUCUUUUUCUUCUUCUCGGAUUCCUCUGAACCUAAAUUACUUAAUUUUAACCCCCAAAACAAAUUCUUCAGUCCCUAAAAACCCCUUCCCAGUUUCCACCCCUCAAAACCUUACUCUCCACCGACCCUUCUCCGACUUUCCCUACGAUUAUUACCCAUCAUCCCUAUCCGAACCCGAACCACCGCCAGUUCCAGAGAAUAUCGUACCCGUUAAGUCAGAAGAAGAGUUCGAUGCUGCAGUUAGCAAAGCUGAAGGCGAAUCCGUGCCGGCUGUUUUCUAUUUCACUGCUACCUGGUGUGCCCCUUGCCGGUUCAUCGGUCCAGUCAUGGACGAGUUGGCUCGGAGAAACCCUCAUGUAACAACAUAUAAGAUGGAUAUCGACGAGCCGACUGUCCAUUUCUUUAAAGAAGGCAAAAAGGAGGAUGAAGUUGUUGGUGCUGAUGUUACGCACAUAGUCCAAACAAUGAAGAAACUCUAUGAGAAGAAGGAUUGAAGAAAGGAUGGUUCACUAGAAGAGAUAAAUGAAAUCGAUGCUUGAUGACGAUUAUGGAACCUUUUUCAAGCAAUCAAAGAAGGAAAUAAAUGGUUUUUAGGUUUCCUUAAUGACUGUAAGAUUUCCUUUUGGACAGUAGGCCUCUCUCACCCUUCUCAUUAUAGGUUUUGUCAUCAUAGAGUUUGCUGAUCAAGAGUUUAGUGAUUAAAAUUAUAAUUUGAGAGGCAAAGUUGGGAUACUUUUAUGAUAUGUGAAGGUUGAUUUUGCAAUA